Molecule: messenger RNA, 1314 nt
Organism: Vicia faba (fava bean)
Lineage: Eukaryota; Viridiplantae; Streptophyta; Magnoliopsida; Fabales; Fabaceae
Source: the annotation of a GenBank genome assembly
AUGGGUACUCUUCUUCCAAGCUCAAUAGAAGAGCAUGAAAAAUCAGAGAAGCAAAAUAUAUCUAUACGAAUUCAACAAAAAGAUGUUGAUGCAGGUGCUCUCUUUGUCCUCAAAUCAAAAGGUUCAUGGGUACAUUGUGGUUACCACUUAACAACAUCAAUUGUGGCAGCACCACUUCUGAGUCUUCCUUAUGCUUUCACAUUCCUUGGAUGGACUGCUGGAAUAUUUUUCUUAGUAAUUGCAGCUAUGCUUCGAUUUCGAGACAUGGCUCGCGAUAUUUUAGGUCCUAAGUGGGGUCGUUACUUUGUGGGGCCGAUUCAAUUUGCAUUAUGCUAUGGGGUCGUAGUUGCUUGUAUUCUUCUUGGCGGUCAAUGCAUGAAGGCAAUUUAUGUCUUAUCAAAUCCAAAUGGGUCAAUGAAGCUUUACGAGUUUGUCAUAAUAUUUGGUUGCUUCAUGUUGAUUUUGGCUCAAAUCCCAUCUUUUCACUCAUUGAGACACAUUAAUCUUGUCUCUUUAGUUCUCUGCUUACUCUAUAGUGCUUGUGCUGCUGCUGGUUCUAUAUAUAUUGGAAAUUCAUCAAAAGGACCAGAAAAGAAUUAUACUUUGAAAGGUGAUACAGAAAAUCGAGUAUUCGGAAUCUUCAAUGCUCUCAGCAUCAUUGCCACUACCUAUGGAAAUGGAAUCAUUCCUGAAAUUCAGGCUACGUUAGCUCCACCAGUUAAAGGAAAGAUGUUCAAGGGAUUAAGUGUUUGUUAUACUAUAGUAAUUGUCACUUUCUUUACUGUUACUAUAUCUGGUUAUUGGGCGUUUGGCAAUGAAUCUCAAGGUCUUAUCUUAAGCAACUUUGUGGAUAAUGGGAAACCAUUAUUGCCCAAAUGGUUUGUUUACAUGAGCAAUGUUUUUACUAUAGCACAAUUAUCUGCUGUUGGUGCGGUGUACUUACAACCUACAAAUGAAGUAUUAGAGCAAAUAUUUGGAGAUCCAAAAAGUCCAGAGUUCUCGACCCGCAAUGUUAUCCCUCGAGUGAUUUCUCGAUCAUUGGCAAUUACUAUAGCAACCGUUAUAGCAGCCAUGCUUCCAUUUUUUGGGGACAUAAACUCACUUAUUGGAGCUUUUGGAUUUAUGCCACUUGACUUUGUUUUACCUGUAAUUUUCUAUAAUUUGACAUUUAAGCCAUCUAAGAGAAGUCCUAUUUUUUGGUUGAAUGUAUCAAUUGCUGUUGUUUUUUCUACAUUGGGAGCUAUAGCAGCAAUUGCAGCUGUUAGACAGAUAGUCCUUGAUGCCAAAAAUUAUAAACUAUUUGCUAAUGUAUGA